GCCAAGAAGGGGAGGUGUCCUUGGAAGCGCCACGAUGCAAAGAGGAAUUGGGCAUCCGCCUUUCAGAGAGCGAGUGGAGUCAGCUUCUAUGCCUUGCACCCCCCAAGCAGGGCGUAGCCAAGCUGAAGAUCUGCGGCCGAGUGGAUGCUGUUCUGCAGCUUCACCGGACAAGCAAGAUUCUGUCUGCUGCUGAUUCUGCGGCGCGGAUCACCCAAGAGGAAAUCAGUCGGCAACAAGAUGCCGGCAACAAGGCGAAGAGAGGACAGCGCAAAGCCGAGGCAAAACGGCGUGCAGAGACUCGCAGUCGCUGCCAGCUGCCGUCCUUAUCGGAUGCGCUAUGUGGAGUCGCUUGGGACUUUGGGCGAGAGCUGGAGCCCAUCUACCGAGAGGAUGCCUGGGAUGGCAGUGGCCACGCACCAGAGGUAGUCAGGCGAGAAUCCACUGGGAGCAAGGGCAUCCCCGCCGAGAUGUUGGGCUUGAAGCUCAAGAUGAAGGUCGUUGAACUGGAGGCCGGCCAAAGCCUGAAAGUUGCCUUCUGGAGCAUGGGCAACUUUUGCUUGGAUGGCCUGGAGUCGGUUACUUUUACCAGCUACCAACUAGAACGUCCGGGUGCAAAGGGCAAGACGAGGCUCCAGCUGACCGGAAAGGCUUCAGAUUCACCGGGCCUCCACGUUUUGGGACAUCCGGCGAAGGUCUUCCCGCCCUUCGAUGACCUGACUUUGAUUGCCGUGCACCUGCCGGACUCCCGGGAGCUUCAGAUCUGUCCCUGCGCGCUCUUCAACAUUGAGAUCGACCGCCAGGGAAAGGGCUACUCAGACCCGAAUGAUCCCGUAAACCUCAACAGAGAGGUUGAGCCCGUUCCGGAAGAGGACACGGGCCCAAUGACAGCCAAGCAGUACCGGGACAAGCGCAAGCUGGCGAUUGAAAGUUUUGGUACUGCAAAGAAGAUGAGAAGCUUUGGCCAAGUUGCAGAGCGUUUGGACAGGGACCUGGAAGUGGCAAACCUUGAGCAGUACACAGGGAGCAUCAGUGCAAGAGUAGAGGAGCAACUGAAGCUAAAGCAAACUGCCGAAGAGAAGGACGAAGAGACAAAACGGGAGGUGCUGCCACCGUUCAUCCGCUCGGACGACCCCCAGAAGAUCUACGUGGACGGCUUGCAGAGCAUCGUGUCUGAUGAGGCCCUGGAAAACGAAGAAAGCCUGCCAGCGGAAGGUGUAUUGGGCCUUGUGGCCUCAAAAAAAGGCAACGACGUGGUCGGACUCGGGGAAACCAAGGGGAAGGAAAUCUGCGGAUCUGCCCUGGCUUUCGCUGUGCUCAAAGCCCGUCAUACCCAGGGGGCCGGCCCUGCGGAGAACCCGAAGCUGUUCGCCAAGAAAAUCGGGGUGCUCAACUGGCUCGUUACCCUUUGCAACAAGGACUGGAGGAACAAAACAACGGUCUCCACCAAGAACUGUGUUACGUUUUUGGGGCUAGGCCUCGUUGAAGCUUCGGAUGCAGUGAAGCAGCUGUUCAAGUAUUGCUUCGAUCCCAUUGUGGGCGGCCAUGGUAAGCGCACUUUCAACAAGCGAAAGGGACUCUGCGCGGUGCUCAUCUGGGCAUUGCAUCUUACGCCUGGUCUCUGGAUUGAUGUCACCAGCCAGGGUGCUGCCGAGUUGGCGAGCGAAAAAAACGCCCAAGUUGUCGGAAGGUACAUUGGCUGCAAGGUAGAGCCCAAGAAGGAGACAGAUGGAACAUCGAGUCUCCGUGUGAUUCUGAAAGGCCCUCCCAACUUCGAUGAGCGUGCGGCUGCGAAGGGAGACCUCUGUGCUGCCGCGAGGCACUUGGGCUACGUCGGCGUGAAUCACGAAGUUGAUGGCUUAGAGUCAAGCGGCCUGUCAGAAUAUCCUACUCUGGACCUGGAAGAGUUCGUGGUUUUCUUGGAACAGUAUACCAUGCAAGAACAGGCGGAGAUAGAAAGAAUAUUCGUCAACUACGCUAGCAAGUUCUCGCAGAAGGUUCCUCUGCGGGCUGUACCUGCAAUUGUCCACGACCUUGGUCUUACGUCCUUGCAGGCAGCUAUUUCCGAGUCCUUGGACGCGGCUCAAUUGUCCUCUCACAAGGCGCUGUCGGUGAACCAGCUACGGGCAUUCUUGGCGACCCACCUAUCCGCGGAAGGUUACACCAAGGAGGAGCGCGACCGUGCGCGUCAGGCCUUUGACCAGGUGCGUGAAGGAAAAUCCGAUCUCCCGCCACGCAGUGUGGGCGAUGCUAUGGCUCUUUUUCGAGGGGCCGAUGCUCGCCAGGAGUGGGACGACAUAUGGCAGAGGCAGGUGAAGCUUGCGAUGCGAGGAGCGAGUGAGGAAGCAUUGUGGCUUGAACUCAUGCCGUUGGACCUUGGAAUGACCUUAGACUUGUUCGGACAAUCACCGUUGCUCAUGGCGUUUCUGCAAGCAUUGCCUGGCGAGCUUCUCACCAUCCCGGAGGAUGCGAUCUGUCCCAUUUCCCAGCAGGUCAUGGAGGAUCCAGUGGUGUGCGCAGAUGGACACUCCUACGAGAAGGACUUCAUACAGAAGUGGCUUGCGUUGGGGAAGCGCUCCAGCCCAAAGACCAACAUGAGCCUGCCUCAUACGACACUCAUACCCAACGUCAACUUACGCAACAUCAUCCAGUCCAUCAGGGUGCGAAUGCCGGCCAUCCAGUCCGAGCAGAUUAAAAGCAUCAAAGAAAUGCAGGACUUGGAGGCGAUUGUUCGGUCACUGAUGGAGGAUCAGGGAAAACUCGCUGUGACGUGCAUUGAUCCUACUCGCUCACCGGAGUCAUCACCAGCUGCAUACUCUUCCUCACCAAACGCGCCGAAUGCACCGAACAUACCCAAGCUGCCGCCACCAGACCGUGCAAGCAUGGAAGAGCCCAUACCGGUUCUGCUGAGCCUCCUGCGGCACGAGUCCAAAGAAGUUAGUGAACGGGCCCUGGGUUUGAUCGAUGGUUUGGUGGCUGCAGACCCCCGACACAGAGAUGCAGUUUGGCAUCAUGGUGGCAUUCCACUCAUUGUCAGUUUGCUUAGAGGCGGCUCUUCGGAACAGCUACAACAUGCCAGCACACUGCUGCGAACCCUGGCAAGUAGCCAAGCAGAAGCGCAGAUGGCGAUUACCUGGGCUGGGGCCAUCCCUUUACUGGUGGAGCACCUGGACCACGACUUCAGCAAGGUGCGUGUGGAGUCUGCCAAAGCUUUGUGGAGUCUGGCCCAAGGCAACAUGGACAACGAGACAUCCAUUGUGGAGCAUGGGGGCAUCAAGCGUCUCGUGGUACUUUUAUCCGGAGGUGCCGCAGAUGCCCGGGACUCUGUCCUACACCUGCUUCUGAAUGUAGCUUCGCACGACCCCCUGCACCAGGACAACAUCACCCGUGCAGGGGCCAUCCCACCUCUGACGGAGCUGCUAAACGAUGGAAACCUGCGGCAGCUGGCAGCAGCGGUUCUGAAGUCCUUGGCACGAGACCAUGAAGACAACCAAUCUGCAAUCGGUGCUACUAGCGGCACCAUUCAGAAGUUGAUUCAGCUCCUUUCGGACGAGUCAGCAGCUAUGCGUGAAUCGGCGGCCGGUGUGCUCCAUGUCCUCGUUGCAGGCGGCCACGCCAAAAACGUGGCAACUGUGUCUCGAAGUGGCGGCAUCCGGCCAUGCAUGGAGCUCCUCAAGGACGAGAAUGCGGGAGCCCGCGAGGAUGCCGCAGGGGUCCUUGCUGCUUUGGCAAAAAAUGCCGACAAUCGCGUUCACAUGGCGGACCUUGGGGCGAUCCCCUUGCUCAUUGAGCUUGUGCAAGACCACGCCGGAGCGGCUGCAGCUGCCCGCAAGUAUGCUGCCACUGCCCUGGGCGAGCUGGCAGUCCGCAACUCUAAAAACAAGGAGGUCAUUGGCAAGACGGGCGGCAUUGAGGCUCUGGUGGAGCUACUCAAAGAUGGUGACCACCAAGCGCGAGGGAGAGCAGCUUCUGCGCUGUCGGAACUCUGCCAGCUCAGCGACCACAACAAGCUGUCCAUGGUCGGGGCAGGUGCCAUACCGCUACUGGUCGAGCUGCUGCGGGAAGACUCGACGAAGAAGCCAGCGAAAGCCGUGCUCGCAAGCCUUGCGGGCGAAUUCGAGGCGAACAAGAAAGCGAUUCAAGAAGCGGCUUCGGCAGCGAAGGUUGACCUGAUAGCGGCAGGCUUGGCUGCCAUGCGAGCUCGCAAGAUGAGGGUGGAGUCGCGGUCAGGGCCGUCAGUGGACUUCCACGAGUUUCUCGUUUGGGCCCGGCGCUUGGAAGUGCAGGAGUUGUCACCGAUCCGAGAUGGUUUCCACCGAGUUGACAAAGACGCCGACGGCAUGGUGUCUGCAGGAGAAUUCCUCGACAUGAUCCCGUCAGAGCUGUCCGUGGUUUUCAGCUCGAAGCUUUCACAGAUCCUGUUGGAAGGUGGCGUGGCACCAGGGCAGUUGCUGAGCUUCGAUGAUGCCGUCCGGGUUCUGCGGAACAUACGUAGCACGGGCAAUCAGACCAAGCAGGAGAUCAAAGAGUUCGAGGAGGUUUUCAAGCUGUUCGACAGCGAUAAUUCCGGCAAGAUGGAUGUCACGGAGAUGGUGGAUGUGUUGAUGUACCUGGGCUACAACAGCACUCUCGAGACAACACAGGAGAUGAUGCGACGCAGUGAUGUGGAUGGCAACGACGAGCUGGAUUGUGAGGAGUUUUUGGCUUGCAUGCGCCAGCACGAGAUCAUGCAGUCUCGAGCACUCAAGUCCGCUUUCGGCCAAGCAAGCGAUGCUGGCACUUGCAACCACCUCGAAUUGGCAACUGUUUUGCUGGCGCUGGAGCUUUUCCCCGGCCAAGCCAAGCUCAACCAGAUGCUGAAAGAAGGAGGGAUGGAACAUCUGGAGGAGUUCAACUUCCGCCAAGUGUGCGAGCUUGCCAAGAAUUGCCGCCAAGCCGUGGCCAAGGUCAACCGGCAGCGUGCGUGCUUCCCCCGGAAGCACGUGCAAACCCUUGAGCGGCUUUUCAAGGAGUAUGCACCUUCUGGAACCAUGGACAGGGGAGGGCUGAUUUGUUGCCUGUCGAUUCUGGACCUGCCGAUGAACACGAUGCAGGAGCGGGAGGGUGUCUUGUCGCAGCUGGAUGCUGCCAGGUAUGCUGCGCAAGCCUUUGGCGUUGAGGAGGUCAGCUUCUCAGAUACCCACAUGCUCACCUUCUACAAACUGCUGCACCUGCUGCGGUUGGUUUGUGUCCGCCACCGGCGGGCAGUGAUGGAAAGAGAGUUGGCAGCCCUGAAUUCGACAGGCAUCGCCCAAACAGAGGUGGUGGAGUUUCGGGAGGUCUUCCACAAGCUGGCAAUGGAGAAGGCAUGCAGCACCGACGGUGGCGGAGCAUCCGUGCAAAAGGUCGCAAGCAGCCGGAGGCGCUCCCAACCCGCGCCUCCCGCGCCUCCGACGUGGGAGGUCGUGGAGUCCGUUUCUGCGUCCGGCAACAACUUUCGCUACGAGGCAAAUUAUGCCAUCGCUGAGCUCAAGGCGUUCUUGUGCGUAGGCGGCAAAGGGCCGCAAAUCUUCGUGCAGGAUGUGAUGGACUUGCUCCUAGACUUGGGCGUCCCGUUGACGAGCAAGCAACAGAUAGAGCUGCGAUACAAGGCGACCGUUUUCGCAGCCCACCAUAACGAC
Messenger RNA from Symbiodinium necroappetens, 5657 nucleotides. The record is from the annotation of a GenBank genome assembly. Lineage: Eukaryota; Dinophyceae; Suessiales; Symbiodiniaceae.